GUGAGAGAAGAAAAAACGCUAGAAAAAAAAAAUCAUCCAUCGCCGCUUGCGACUCCGAGCGGCGCCACCGCCGCCACCACCGCCGUCUGCCACCGCCACCGCCGCCGUCUGCCACCGCGCCGCCGCCGCCGCCCUCUGCUGCCGCCGCUCUACUCCCCGGAUCUACACACACCAUCCUGCUUCGCUCCCGUUCCAUGCCCAAAACUUGCAUAUCACUUGCGCCUCAAACAAGCUAGGGUAGUCGUCGGGGGGAGGGGGGCGCUUGCUGCUCCCUCCGCCGGCACCAUCUCCAGUCCCGGUGUCGUCUCUCGCUGUUGGAUCCGGAGUCGCGCCUCCACUUUCUUCAUCCUAGUCGAGCCGAGCCACUUUGGGAUCUACCGUUGCUGCCUUUAUACUGUGAGUAUAUGAACUAAAAUUUGUGAUGUAUACUUUGAUUUGUCAUGAGAUGAUCGAUCUACUUUGACUUAUUAGCUCUAGAAUACAUAAUGUUUUACUGGAGAAUCUCCUUAUAUAUGAUCUAUUAUUGUUUUUUUACCCUGCAGUUUGAGAUUUUAAAUAUAUUUAUUUAAUCCUAGUCUGCUCUAGAGUGUGAAAUCACCAUUCGAUAUCAUUAGUAUUAUUUAAUUUAGAAAAUUGGAGUUACCAGUUGUUCAGUUGUGAAUCAUGAAACUUCCUAAGUACCAUAUUGCAGAAGUAUCAUUCCUGUAUAUAAAUCUAUGGUUGUAGAAAAUUAUAGGACGUAUUAUAAAUGAUUAUAGGAUGUAUUAUAUUUGGAGAAUCUGAAUAUUACUCAAACUGAAUAUUUUGGUUACAUGCGGUUGUUGAGAUCUAUGUAUUAUGCUGAUUGAAAUCAUUCCCAUGCAAAAGGGUGCAGUGCAGCCUGUAGAUCAAACAAUCCAACUUCCAAUAUACUACAAUAGCCUGACCAACCACUGUUCUUGAUGAAUUUCAACCAAAAGCACGUCACUAUAUGCAAAUCAUCUGAAUCUAAACAAGUUGACACAGAAAAAUGAUUUUUCAUGAAUAACAGUUAUUUAUGCAUGAAUCAGAAGAUUUAUUUAAAAAAAAUCUAGUAUUGUCUGAAUGCACUGAUACACAUCUACCCAUAGUACUAUAUUAUCAUUUGUCACACUGACCCAAUUUGGGUGUUUUUAGGGGGUUUUACAAGGUUGUCCUGUGCUAGCUUGUUUAUGCUUAGUGAAAUAAUGUUCAUAAAAUACUUUUUUGGUCUCUUGUAUUUACCAAAAGAUUUUUAUUAGUUGGUGAAUGGAACUGAACUGUUUAGUAGAUGUUUGGUGUUGAGCUGGAUGUGGAGAUGGUUUAGAUGCUUGCAUAGGCAUUAAUGCAUUAUUAAUCAGUGAUUCAUUUAACCCCAUAUUUUAGUAUUAUUAUAAACUAAUGGUGCAAUCUGUAUUUUCAUCUAUGUUACUAGGUAAUAUUAAUUGAAUUUACCAUGGAUAAGGAUUGGAUGAAAACAUCUAGAUCUAGUGCUGAAUAUAAUAUCGGGGUUGAUAAAUUUAUAGAAUUCGCCUUAUCCAAUUCAGCCCACAACAAUAGAAUCAUCUGCCCUUGUAAGAACUGUGGAAAUAGAUAUUGGUUAGGUGAACAUAAGGUUCGUGAGCAUUUGAUUUGUGAUGGGUUUUUGGCCGGGUAUACCUCAUGGAUUCAUCAUGGAGAAAGCAUGUCGACUUCCAAGCCAAGUGUUGCCUCAAGUUCACAUCAUGAACAAAAUGAUGACAUGGACCAAAUGCUGCUCGAAGGCCUUGGGAUGUACGACAGUCGUACUUUAGGGACAGAUGAUGGGGCAGAAGAUGAUUUGGAUGUUGAUGCUGAAGCAUAUUAUAAGUUGGUAAAUGAUGGAAGUCAAGAGUUAUAUCCAGGUUGCAAAAACGCUAUUUCUGUUGAUGGCCAGGCACUAAAUGAUUGUGUUGACAUCCUUGUUAACACUGUAUUCAAUCAGCACACCAUAAUACCUCGUGCAUAUGGAAUGAUCAGCAAGUUAGGAAGUGCUCAAGCUCGAUGCAUCCCAUGGCCACGUGACAAUCUAAUGCAUCCAAGUGGUCAAGCUCUACAUUCUAAGGUGUCGACUAUUGCGAGACAUAACUCAGCUAACCAAGGAAAUUCGGUGGCACUAACUGAGGUGUUCAAGCACAAUAGCAUUGAUAAUGCACUGCAAAGUGUUGUUGGACACAAGAGAAAGGUGCAUGAUCUAACACCAAAGGAGAAUAUAGGACGUGAAGAUACACAUUCUAGGGCAAAGAAGAUUGGGAAGGCCAGACCCGAUUCUCCAUAUGCUAACUUCACCAAUAGCCAACUGUUAACAACUUCCCGGUUCUAGCUCAAGUCCAAAUGCAUGGACAGGUUUUGGUGUAAUCCAUUCUCAGGUUGUGUUUUUCCUCAUUGCAAAUACAUGCGAGCCUCACAGGAUGACAGGGGCAAGCCACUCAGUAGAUCAAUGAUGUUUAUUGUCUUGUAAAUCAUAAAUAUACCAUUGAUUGUGAUAGCAUAUCUUACAAACUUAAUUACCAUUGAGAUGAUUUGUGAACCACUUAAUGUGCGAUUGAAUUGGAAUUGGGAAUUAUUCUUCUAUAUUGUUUUUGGAGAUAUAUGUGAUGUGUUAUGUUAUUUCCUGUUAAAACAUUCAUAUGGUGGGAUGAGCCUAUAUAUGCAUGUACUGUACUAUUUGAGGCAUUUUAAUAAUGUGCCUAAAAAGAAAAGUAAAGGCAUUGUAAAAAAUGCCUUGAAAAUAAAUUAGGGGCAUAUGUUAAAAUACCUCGGAAGAAAUUAUUGGCACAAGUCCAAAUGCCUCAAAUGUGUAUAAAGGCAUUCUAAAAAGUGCCUCAAAUGUGUUUAAAGGCAAUCAAAAAGUGCCUUCAUCUAUACUUAUGAAGGCAUUUUAAAAAAGUGCCUUAAAAUGUCUUUUCCUACAGCAGUAUAUCCAACACUUUUUUAAGUGCCUUUUUUAAGUAUUGGAGGCAUUUUUUUUAAUAGUUGAGGCAUUCUUAAAUGCCUCCAAAUCCUAUCCAUCCUGUAGUGUGAGGUGCUGGCGGUCUUCAUGUCGGCAGCAGAGCAACUGAUCAGCAAGCCUGGUGGUAAGGUGUGCACAAGGGGUCAAGGCUCAAGGACACGCCACUGCUAGUGCUAGCUGCUUCUUGUUCUAGCCUCAAGAAAGCAAUGGAUUCUUUAUCCACUCCAGAACCACUACUGCCAGAUGUGCCAGUAGAACAACCACAAUCUCAAGAGGAUUCCUGUGCUGCUGAAAUAUAGGAGCAAACUAUAAUGAUAUGUUGUAUAUAACUUUCUUUUUUCUUAGUCAUAUUCAACAUAAAAUUGACAUAACAGAGAAAGAACUAGUAAGUGUGGAUGAAGCUAAUCUUCUUGAUGAUGAUGGGAAUUCUGAAGAUGGAAAUGCACCACCUGGAUAUGGAUGAUCAUGCUCUUUUUAGUGGUGAUAUUGGACAACCAAAUGAAGCAAACAACGAUCAAUGGGAUAAUAACCUAGCUUGCUGAUUGGAAUUUUUCUCAUGUUUAGGAGUUUUUGUCAUGAAUUUGUUGGCUGUGUACUCGCCUUGUAUGGGUUAAGAGCCAUAUACUUACCCUUUUAAUUUUCCUAUGCAUACCUUAUAAACUUUA
Messenger RNA from Oryza sativa Japonica Group (Japanese rice), 3633 nucleotides. NCBI's taxonomy places the organism in Eukaryota, Viridiplantae, Streptophyta, Magnoliopsida, Poales, Poaceae. The record is from RefSeq and is a predicted model, not a curated record.